AUGGCAUUUAAAAGGAGUUUACUGCCGCUUUUGCUGCUUGGAGCAGCAGCAGCAGCAGCAGCAGCAGCAGCAGCCGAAGAAGGCCCCUCCGUUCAAGAAAUCGUGAACAGCCGCCUCAUUGCGGGAUUCAAAGAUGGCUGCAACCCCGAAGAAGCUUCUCUUCGAAGUUUGGGAAUUGCCGUCAGAGCUGCUUACGGCGAAAAGAGAAAACUCACCAAGUUCCCGGAGGCCGCCUCCGCGAUCGUGAUGGACGUGCGGGAGACGGGGGCUGAGGACUUCAGCACUUACAGCCGGCGGCAAACUUCUUUCGAGUUGCACUUGGCGCAAAGUGGAGAUGAUUAUUUAUUUGUGGGAACCUCUUUUUGGGGUUUGGAAAACCCUCAGAAGUGCGUGGUUUCGCGGCAGCACUUGAAGCGCGUGGGGGUUUCCAUCAUUUCCUUCUCCAACUGUCCCCUGCUGCUCCAAACCCUCGAAACACCAAUUAGGGUUUUCCAAAACGACUCUUGCGUUCUUUUCGUCGAAAAGGACUCCGUCGUGCAUGCGUACCCCACCAUUGAGGGUCCCCCCGUCGACGAAGAAGCCCUCGUAAACCCUCACGAGCCCUGGAAACCCUUUUUUAGGGUUUCGCCGCCCCGGAAGCCCCUUGAAGUUCACUGA
Messenger RNA from Eimeria tenella, 657 nucleotides. RefSeq lists its product as uncharacterized. NCBI's taxonomy places the organism in Eukaryota, Apicomplexa, Conoidasida, Eucoccidiorida, Eimeriidae. Bases 1 to 657 code for a protein of 218 amino acids. The record is from RefSeq and is a predicted model, not a curated record. The transcript has 2 exons.